Molecule: messenger RNA, 771 nt
Organism: Aspergillus melleus
Lineage: Eukaryota; Fungi; Ascomycota; Eurotiomycetes; Eurotiales; Aspergillaceae
Exons: 3
Coding region: 1-771 (256 amino acids)
Source: RefSeq, a predicted model, not a curated record
AUGCGCUUCAUCCAGCUGCUUCCCGUCCUCCCAGCUUUGGCUGCGGCGCAAGAACAGGUUCCCAUCGGGGACCGUGUUCAGGGUUGGUUCAACAAGGCCAAGUCUUACCUGCCAACCGCCACCCCCGUGAUCCCCCAGGUCGAAAAGGUGGUUGAGCAGAAGCUUCAGGAGAAGGUUGUCACCAACUUCAACCUGAGCAACUGGCAGACCCUCCUCGAGCCUUCUUCUGACCCUCAGAACUGGCUGCUUUAUAUCACCGGUGGCAACAAGACCUGCUUCGGACGCUGUGGCCAAGCGGAUAAAUCGUUCAACGAAUCCGUCCUCCUGUUCUCUGCCGAUCCCACCGCGCCCAACCUCGGUCGCUUGGACUGUGAAUCGAACCAGGUUCUGUGCUCUAUCUGGUCUGCCGGUGCUCCGUCGGUUUGGCACUUCCAGGUUCCCCAGGCCCAGCUUGGCGAGGAACGUCCUUCCACGACGCUCCACACUGUGAACCUGAACACCACCACCGUGACCGCCGAAACCAUCUACAAGAUCCACUCUGAGAAGACCUACGAGAACAAGCCUGCCUACGAGGGUGCUUUCCACCCCACGGAUAGCUGGCUUGCCCAGAACGGCCUCUUGAUCCCCGUUGGCUAUGUCAUCUACGGAUUCAGCGCCAUCCCCAGCUGGCUGUUCAUGAUUGGUAUCAGUUUCUUCAGCCGUACCAUGAUGAGCCGUCGUCUUGGAACCCCCGGGGCUCCUGCUCAGGCCCCCGCUGCUCGCGCUAAUUAG